CUCUUGGGUCAGUCCUUUGACGUCUAUACUUAUGGACGGUUGUGGUCAAAUAUUUUACUGUGAUUAAAUAUUUUAUAGCUACUUAAUUUUUUUUACUGCUUUGAUCAGCUGGUUGUUAUACGCAAUCAUGCUGUUCCUGAUAUGGAGCGUGGUGCUACUUGUGGCACUGGCGCUGUACUUCCGCCAAUUGUACUCAUUCUUCCACAAACGAGGAGUCAAGAAUGAACUCGUCAUGCCCUUCUUUGGUGACAUGUUCAAAGUCGUACUGCACAUGGAGCAUACUGCUGAAAGUAUCAGUAAAACGUAUAAAAGAUUUCCAGAGGAAAGGUUCGUUGGCAGAUUCGAGUUCAUUAGGCCUUUGCUAGUAGUGCGAGACAUAGAGCUGAUCAAAAAAAUAUCCAUUAAGGACUUCGAGCACUUCUUAGAUCACCGCGUCUUCAUCGACAGCGACAACGACCCGCUGUUUGGAAGGAAUCUCUUCUCAUUAAGAGGUCAAGAAUGGAAGGAUAUGCGAUCGACUUUGAGUCCAGCGUUCACCAGCUCCAAGAUGAAGCUGAUGCUGCCCUUCAUGGCGGAAGUCGGAGACCAGCUGGUGCAUACUCUUAAAGAUAGUAUUAAAAAGAGUAAUACGCCGUAUCUGGACCUGGAUACAAAGGACCUGUGUACCCGCUAUGCCAACGACGUCAUCGCCACAUGUACAUUUGGUCUGAAGGUGGACUCGCUCUCGGAACCUGAUAACAAUUUCUACAAGCAGGGCCUCAUCGCCGCGACCUUCAAGUUCAAGCAGCUGCUCUUGUUUUUUUUGGGUUCUGCAUUCCCUUGGAUAGUGAAGAGACUUAACAUAAAGCUAUUCUCGGAGCAAACAAGCAGCUUCUUCAAAAAUCUGGUGCUACAGACGAUGGAAGAUAGGGAGACACGAAAUAUACUGAGACCAGACAUGAUCCACCUGCUCAUGGAAGCUAAGAAAGGAAAAUUGACCCACGAAGACAAAGCCGCUGCCGACCCUGAUGCAGGCUUUGCUACAGUCGAGGAGUCUUCCGUCGGCAAGAAGGAGGUAAAUAAAGUGUGGUCAGAUACGGACUUAGUAGCCCAAGCUAUAUUGUUCUUCAUCGGUGGCUUCGAGACAGCAGCAUCUGCUAUAACCUUCCUUCUGUACGAGCUGGCAGUCAACCCUGAUGUGCAGGAUAAACUAGUGCAAGAGAUCAAAGACUUUGAUUCGAAGAAUGAAGGAAAAUUGGACUAUAAUGAUAUUCAGCGUAUGACGUAUAUGGAUAUGGUGGUUUCAGAAAAUCUAAGAUUAUGGACUCCAGCUGUUAUGAUGGACCGCAUCUGCACCAAGGACUGCAACUUGGGCAAACCUAAUGACAAGGCUACAGAAGAUUAUAUUAUCCACAAGGGCGAGGGUCUGAUGAUCCCAGUAUGGUCAAUCCAACGUGACCCACAGUACUUCCCCGACCCUGAGAAGUUCGACCCUGAGAGAUUCUCAGAGGAAAACAAGCACAAAAUCAAGCCGUUCACUUACAUGCCCUUUGGACUCGGUCCAAGAAAUUGCAUCGGCUCACGCUUCGCCCUGUGUAAAGUGAAAGUGUUGGUAUACCAGCUGCUGCGUCACAUGGAGGUGGUUCCAGGACCCAAGACUCGCAUCCCUGUGCAACUGGAUCCGGAGACAUUCAACCUUAGGAUGAAGGGUGGACACUGGCUGAGAUUUAAAGUUAGGCAGAUCAUGUUACUCCUGAUCUGGGUUGUGGUGCUGGUGGUAGCACUGAUGCUAUACUUGCGACAUGUGUACUCCUACUUCGAUCGAAAAGGAGUCGCCACUGACAACGUGUCUCCUUUCUUCACAUCUACGCUGAAGAUCAUCUUUCGCAUAGAACACUUCACUGACAUUAUCAACAAGAGCUACUCGGCUUAUCGGGGAGAGAGAUUCGUGGGCAAAUUCGAGUUCUUAAAGCCUGUGCUGUUAUUGAGAGAUCUAGAGCUAAUCAAGAAAGUUACUGUUAAAGACUUCGAACAUUUUCUCGACCACACCACCACGGUAGACCCCAACCAGGACCCGGUAUUCGGCAGAAACCUCUUUUCUUUGAAAGGUCAAGAAUGGAAGGACAUGCGGUCGACCUUGAGCCCAGCGUUCACCAGCUCCAAGAUGAAGUUGAUGCUGCCCUUCAUGGUGGAAGUCGGAGACCAGAUGGUGUUUAAUCUUAAGAAGAGUAUUAAAGAGAAUAACAAUCCAUUCCUGGAUGUAGAUGCAAAAGACCUGACGACUCGCUUCGCCAAUGACGUCAUCGCCACAUGUGCGUUCGGUUUGAAGGUAGACUCCCACGCAGACAAGGACAACGAGUUCUACAAGCAGGGUCUCAUGACUACAACCUUCAAGAUAUCACAGCUGAUCUUCUUCUUGCUGUCGGUUGCAUUGCCUAAGCUGGGAAAAUUGUUCAAAAUAAAGCUUUUUACGGAAAAAACACGCAACUUCUUUGAGAAUCUGGUGACACAGACAAUGGAGGAUCGGGAGAAGCGCAACAUUAUCAGACCAGACAUGAUCCACCUCCUCAUGGAAGCUAAGAAAGGCAAGCUGACCCACGAUGAGAAGGCGUCUGCCGACCCUGACGCAGGCUUCGCUACCGUCGAAGAAUCUGCUGUCGGAAAAAAGGAGAUCAACAGAGUGUGGUCAGACACAGAUCUUAUUGCCCAAGCGGUGUUGUUCUUCGUGGCUGGAUUUGAGACAGUCUCGUCAGCCAUGACCUUCCUGCUUUACGAGCUGGCUGUAAACCCUGACGUCCAGGAGAGGCUGGCUCAGGAGAUUAGGGAGACAGCGGCCAGGAAUGCUGGGAAGUUUGACUACAACGACAUACAGCGUAUGACUUACAUGGAUAUGGUGGUUUCGGAGGUCUUAAGGCUGUGGCCCCCAGCUGUCGCCACUGACCGUUUGUGUGUCAAGAACUAUAACAUGGGCAAACCCAACGACAAAGCCACUCAAGAUUUCAUCCUCCGCAAAGGCGAAGGUCUCCAGAUACCGAUGUGGGCUAUCCAUCGUGACCCAGAGUACUUCCCCAACCCUGAUAAGUUCGACCCUGAGAGAUUCUCAGAGGAAAAUAAGCAUAACAUCAAGCCGUUCACGUACUUUCCAUUUGGACUUGGCCCGAGAAAUUGCAUUGGCUCACGGUUCGCGCUGUGUGAAGUGAAGGUGAUGAUAUACCAGCUGCUGCUCCACAUGGAGGUGACUCCAGGACCCAAGACCACGAUUCCAGCGCAGCUAGAUCCAGCCUCCUUCAACCUCAGGCUAAAAGGGGGACAUUGGCUGAGGUUCAAAAUUAGGGAAUAAACUGAAGAAAAUAUCAAUUGGAGACAAUAUUUCUUUCUCACCAGGACAACAUUGAUGCUUUUGUAUUUCUGUGAUUCAUUAUUUUUUUAAUAAAGGCGCAAGUUUA
This is a messenger RNA of Pectinophora gossypiella (pink bollworm), 3425 nucleotides long. RefSeq lists its product as uncharacterized. The record is from RefSeq and is a predicted model, not a curated record. Bases 128 to 3319 code for a protein of 1063 amino acids. Gene Ontology annotation, molecular function: oxidoreductase activity, acting on paired donors, with incorporation or reduction of molecular oxygen; iron ion binding; heme binding. The transcript is spliced from 21 exons. Lineage: Eukaryota; Metazoa; Arthropoda; Insecta; Lepidoptera; Gelechiidae.